UUGAAGCGAUGAACAAUCGAAGACGAGGGGCGAGGAGUCCUGAAGAGCUUCUUUUCAGCCUUUAGAAUUUGGCCACAGCGACCCACAGAGAACCGAGAAGGCGCUGAAGUAUUUAAUCGAGAUGUUCCCAGGAAGCUGACACACACCAGAGAUCCUCUCAGGUAGAUUUCAGACUCUCUGUUGUCGCUUUGCCCUUAACCUCUUUACAGUGUCUUAUUCGGGGUAAAACAUGGAGGAUAUUGGACUCCUUUUAGACUUUGAUCCGGACGGCUCCACUGACUUUGCAUGUUGGGGACAAAUGGACCAAAACUUCCACUUUCAGACCCAGCUGGAUUCCUUCCUGAUGGACUGCCAGGCAGCCAGYGGUCAGMUCUCCCCCUGGUCUUCUUUUGGCUGUCAGUCUGUGUUUUCAGACACACAGCUGACGUUCACCGACUUGGACGUACAGUCACCGGGACUUGGCGCUUGCGCUGAAGGCGACGGAUGCUCUGCCGAUGAACCUCUGGAGGCGGCCAAGCGCCGGACACAGAGCCUGGUKCUCCACCAGCCAUACAAGGUCCAACGGCACGCCGCCAACAUCCGGGAGAGGAAGAGGAUGCUGAGCAUCAACUCUGCCUUUGAGGAGCUGCGCUGCCAUGUCCCGACGUUUCCCUAUGAGAAGCGACUGUCUAAGAUAGACACUCUGAGGCUGGCCAUAGCCUACAUCGCCCUGCUGAGGGAGAUCCUCAUGUCGGGCUCUGACCCCAAAUCCUACGUUGAUGAGUGCAUGAAGAGCGGCUACAAGAAUCAAAGCAAUGCAAUCUGGAACACAAGUGAUCUGACAGCCCGUCUCUCCUGGAUAAAGUGGGAUUAGCUGGGAAACACGAUGGUAUCCUGAGUCUGUUGGCUGCAGCUAUGUGUCAUAGACGGACARACCUGCUGGCGUGGCGCAGCCUGCUGACAGACAUCUGCAGACUUCUCACCAGGUCACACACCUCCGCCUUUAUCAGCCUUCCUCGCCACUUUGUUCCAAGUAGCUUUUAAUAUUCUAAUUCACUAUUAAUUGGUAAUUGAGAGGCAUUGUUUCAGAAAUUGGGGUAACAAGGAGUCCUGGCACAGUGCAGCUUUCCCAAACGGAUGCCAUUUGUCACGGAGAGGCAAAGCUGGCAUCAAACUCAAAGGACUCAAACUUCUGCACACGGACCUGAAGGGCUUUCUGGACUCGUUUUCAUCAAGCUGCAGUCGAUGUGUUGAAAACAGCCUUCAUCUUGUAAAUAAAAGAUCGARGUAGACGGUCAGGUGCUGCUUCCAAACAGCAGAAACUGAAUUACUCAAAUAGCUGUGAAUUGUGUUUUAUUUAAGCUUUUCAUUUAUAUUUUGAAAUAAAGUAGAUUAUGAAAUUGCCUUCCAUGAAAAGAUCUAUACUACAUAUCAUCACAUUCUUAAAAUAAUCGCCUCGGUCAUUUUUUUGCUAGAAGUGAUUUAGGUCCAAAAGAAAAAGCACUUUUGGAAAAAAAUGACUUAUGCCAUUAUUUUAAGAAGGUGAUUCAAUAUUAGGAACAUUUUUAACCAUGAAAUGUGACUAUUUUGUCUUGGAGAUGUGUUUUCUGCUUUCGUUUUAAGACUUUAAGCUCUGAGGAGUUGGGCUAAAAUGCUAAAGUUGGUUUAAACAUCUUUCAAAACCAUCAAACUAUGUUUGCAAUUUGUGCUGAUUGGAAAAAAGUCAAGCGACAAAAAUGCUGCCUCACUAUUUUACAUUGCAUCUUCACUGUUUUUUUUUUAUUUUUAUUUUUUUGCUUUAAUUAACAUAAGCAUAUUAUUUCAAAGAAAAUAGAUAUUAAAAGAAACUCUGAGGACAGAGGAAGUUAUCUUCAAAUCUCACUGAAGGAAACUCAUGCGGGAUUAUCACUCUGAUUCGGUAAGGAUUAUAAAUMAUUAUUUUUCCURCACUUGAMGUUCACAGACAUUAUCAGAGAUGGUUAGAAUCUGCCAGAUUUACUGACCUAACCCAAAUCCAGAACAGAUAACAGGAGACCAGAAAGACRAUCAGCUAUAAACACUGAACAUCUCAAACAUUCUUUUUAAAAAUAUUUCUUAAUCCCUUGAUCUGUUUCUUUUUAUAUUUUUUACUGCAUUUCCCAAAUUCUGAAGAACACCAAAAAAAACUUUUAUUGUUGCAGAGUUUCCUAAUCCUCACAGGGGGAUCUCAACCCAUCAGAAUACCAUUCGUAUGAGAUAUGAAUUAGUCAUCUGAGCGGAAAUUCUGGAGGCCAGAAGGAUCCUUCCAGUCUGGGGCUUACAUCAGGGUCUGUAUUUUAUUUAUUUAUUUUCUCUCUUUUCUUGCACCGAAGUGGUUUAUUGAUUUAACUUCCGACCGACCUGCUCUGACAAACGCCGAGAGGCUGUUCUCUCGGCUGGCAGGUGUGUUUAUCGUGUCAGAGGAGCUUUGCGGUCUUUGGCGUUGCACUUGUAAAUAUAAUCAGUGCGUUGCAUCCUGUGAGGGAGUGGGCUAAAUUUAAAUCUAAAACAGUUCUGUGUAAAGGUCACGCAGCAGCCAGAGCAGAGAUUAAUUGAUUUUGAUCUUUUAGAAACUGCUUAGAUAAAACUGUGCAGCUACAGUUAGUGGUAUACCUAAAGAUAACUUUAAAAAACACAUUUUAUUACAGUAGUAAUAAUGUUAGAUUGAGCAGUGAGCAAAUUUAAGAGAGUUACUAUUUCCAUGUAGUCAGUUUCUGACCUAUGUAGAUUAUGAGAAUGGUAUUUACUCGUCUUUCCUAUUGAAGUCGUCAGUCUUGGAUCAUAUCUAUAUUAGAGGUAUAGCGAUACCUAAAACACACAAGAUCAUUCAGGGUAUUGAGUUCAGAAUAUUAGUUUCAAGAAAACUUCAUAAAUCAAAUGUAUGCUUCAAAAAUCCCCUUAUUCUGCAUUUUUAUUGGUUUGGGUCGGYCAUAGUGGUGCUUUCUUCUGUUUUCAGCAACAACUUCCUGUGCUUUGUCGUUCUUACUGGGAACCCAAAAUGCUGCCAAACCGUUGAUUUAAGACUUGUUGGGGCAUCUUGUAUUACAGUUGUAACCACUACUUAGUUUAAUUAGCAAUAAACUCAGCGGUAAAGUUACUUUUGUUCUAGGAUCACACAGGAGGAUGAUAA
This is a messenger RNA of Poecilia reticulata (guppy), 3127 nucleotides long. Its product is annotated as protein Fer3. The record is from RefSeq and is a predicted model, not a curated record. Gene Ontology annotation, biological process: developmental process; regulation of transcription by RNA polymerase II. Gene Ontology annotation, molecular function: DNA-binding transcription factor activity, RNA polymerase II-specific; RNA polymerase II transcription regulatory region sequence-specific DNA binding; protein dimerization activity. NCBI's taxonomy places the organism in Eukaryota, Metazoa, Chordata, Actinopteri, Cyprinodontiformes, Poeciliidae.